Molecule: messenger RNA, 3403 nt
Organism: Thlaspi arvense
Lineage: Eukaryota; Viridiplantae; Streptophyta; Magnoliopsida; Brassicales; Brassicaceae
Source: the annotation of a GenBank genome assembly
UGGAGAAUAGCGAUUGGUUGGAUCGGUUUAAAUACGACUAAAGUUUUACCAGACCCGACCCGUGACUUCUCCGACACUCAUGACCCAUCCACUCUCUCUUUCUCUCACAUUACACAGCAGAAGUAGGUGGAAAGCAAUGUCCCUUCUUCUUUCCUCUAUCUACUACAGCUAAAUCCUCCGCUCUUCAUCUCGCUGCGGAGCCUGGAAGAAGAAACCUGCGACGGCUAAUUCGGCGGCACUGCUGUGUAAUUCUUCAAUUUCUCGGAGGAGGAGGAGGAGAUUCGUUUUGGUGAUUGUUUGUGUCUCUUUCUACUGUUGUUCUUAUCGAAAGAGGUGAAAUCGGAACCCUAGUCUCUGGGCUUUCUCGAAAUUUCCUGGAUACCGUUUCGAGGCUGGAUCUGAGAUUAUGCUGUUGAGGCAAUGGAGGCUUCUUUAGCGGCUUUGGAGCGGCCACGAGUUGCUGCUGCAAAUACGGUUUUUAAGAGUGGUCCGCUUUUCAUAUCUUCGAAAGGAUUGGGUUGGACGUCUUGGAAGAAACGCUGGUUCAUCCUCACACGUACUUCUUUGGUCUUCUUCAAAAAUGACCCUGGUACACUACCACAAAAGGGUGGUGAAGUUAACUUAACUCUGGGUGGCAUCGACUUGAAUAACUCUGGAAGUGUUGUGGUGAGAGAGGAUAAAAAAUUGCUGACCGUAUUAUUUCCUGAUGGGCGUGAUGGGAGAGCUUUCACUCUUAAGGCUGAGACAUAUGAAGAUUUGUACGAGUGGAAAACUGCUCUGGAGCAGGCUCUUGCACACGCCCCUAAUGCAGCACUCAUCAUGGGCCACAAUGGAAUAUUUCGUGGUGAAAGUAACGAGGCUAUCGAAGGGCGGGAUAAGCGUCCAUUAAAAUCCUUGGUUGUUGGAAGACCAAUCUUACUUGCUCUUGAAGAUAUUGAUGGAAGCCCAUCAUUCCUUGAGAAAGCUCUUCAGUUUAUUGAGAAGUAUGGGUACUUUAACUGCCAUUUCCAUGAUUCUGUGAUCUCAUACAGAACUAAAAUUGAAGGAAUAUUAAGACAGUCUGCUGAUGUGGAGGAGGUGGAACGUAGAGUUCAAGAAUAUGAACAGGGCAAAACGGAGUUCACUUUUGAUGAAGAUCCGCAUGUUAUUGGAGACUGCAUUAAGCAUGUAUUGAGGGAGUUGCCUUCUUCUCCGGUUUCAGCAUCUUGUUGUACUGCCCUGCUGGAAGCUUACAGAAUCGAGUCUAAGGAGGCUCGCAUUAGUUCAUUGCGCUCUGCUAUGGCGGAAACAUUUCCUGAACCUAAUAGACGUCUACUACAACGGAUUCUGAAAAUGAUGCAUACUAUCUCGUCUCAUUCCCACGAAAAUAGAAUGAAUCCAUCUGCUGUAGCUGCUUGCAUGGCUCCCCUGCUCUUACGUCCUCUACUGGCUGGUGAAUGUGAUCUAGAGGACGAAUUUGAUAGCGGUGAAGACAAUUCUGCUCAGCUUCUUGCUGCUGCUAAUGCUGCCAAUAAUGCUCAAGCCAUCAUUACUAUUCUCCUGGAGGAUUAUGGAAGUAUUUUCGAUGAAGACAAUAUUCAAAGAUGUUCCAUUUCAACCGAAUCACAUAUCGGAAAUAGUGGGCCUGAUGAUUCUAGUGAUGAUGACAACAAUCGGAAAAAUGAAUAUGAUAAUGCAGAGAAUGAAGUAGAACCAGUGACAGAUGAUGAUAAUGAGCGUGCAUUGAGUGGAAAAAUGAGUGAGAGCAGCGGAUGCACAGGCAGCGAUCUCUAUGAAUACAAGGGUUUUGUUGCUGACGACUCUGAUAUUGAAUCACCGAGAGAGAUAAGCGGUCCAAUACGCAAUUCAAACGUACGAACAGAUCAUAUUGUGAGAAAUCCUUUUGUCAACUCCAUUGAUCAACAAGCUAAAGAGCAGAUAGGUGAUAAUUCAACAAAAUAUGGAGAAAACUCAUGUGUCGUAAAUGUUGGCGAGUCUUAUCAAUCGGAGAAGGUUCUAAAUGCACUCACUCAUGGAAAUAAUUUGGCUGCUCAUGGUCUUGAAUCAUCAAGUGAGAAACCCACGAGUAAGGGCACACCCUCCUCUGUUCAUGCAAAGCGCGCAACAUUCUGGGGUCGAGGCAGUGCCAGAAAGAUAUCCACAGAUGGAUCGUUUGAUUCUUCAGGAGAAGAUGAGCUUGCUAUACAGAGGCUGGAGACCACUAAAAAUGAACUGCGACAACGAAUUGCAAAGGAGGCCAAAGGUAAUGCGAUACUACAGGCUAGCUUGGAGAGAAGGAAGCAAGCGCUGCAUGAACGUCGUUUGUCGCUUGAACAAGAUGUGUCAAGAUUACAAGAGCAGUUGCAAGCCGAAAGAGAUCUCCGAGCAGCACUGGAGGUUGGUUUGAGCAUGUCUUCUGGACAAUUCAGCUCACAUGGUGUGGAUUCGAAAACAAGGGCGGAGCUUGAGGAAAUUGCUCUUGCUGAGGCUGAUGUGGCCAGGCUUAAGCAGAAAGUUGCAGAACUUCACCACCAGCUUAGCCAGCAACGUCAGACUAACUUUGGUUCCUUCUCAGACGCCCGUGAUAAUCAUCAGUAUCUCCAGAAUCACAAUCCUCAAAAUGGCAUGUUUCUUGUUCUUGGUGAAGAUGUGUUUAACAUAUAUCUCAGAAUAACUUAUCCACUAUUAACCUUCAAUUCAAGUACAGCUGAGAAGAUUAUAAGGUUUCUUCAGCAAGAUUUUGAUUCCACUCUUGCCUAUGUAAAUCAUGAGAGAAAACAAAGACAUGAGGAGAAUUUGCUGGGAUCGGAGUGGAGAAAUAGUAAAGGAGCAGGAUCAUUUGGUGUUGGCAAUAGCAGGCAAUCAUCUCGUAAGCAAAUACCAGAAUCAACAAACGUGACUGACUCUAGAAUCAGUGAGGAGUCUGGAAAGAUGUCUGUGGACAAGUUCUCAGCCAUUGAUUCUCCAUCUGUUCCGUCGACUUCAAGAGCAUUAGAUAUAACAGAGUACCCAAGGCUUAAUCAUCCGUCAGCCGCAGCAUCAGCAGCUCUUGUAGAGUUAACAACUCGUCUUGAUUUCUUCAAAGAGAGACGUUCGCAGCUCAUGGAGCAGCUCCAGAAUCUCGACCUUAACUAUGGCUCGUCUUCUCAAGAUUUCAUACACCGGCCAUCUUCUCCACCUUGGAACUAACAAUAUGAGAAAAAAAUAAGUAAAGGCUCUGUUUGUUCUGUAUAUCCUUUUGAUGAUUGAUUGAUGAUGUUAGCAUCUGCUUUGUUCAUUUUCUCCCGAGAAGACAGGAAUGACUUCAUUCUUUUGGGCAACAGUCUUGUGUGUAUAUAUAUAAAGAUUUCUUGUUUUUGUAAUACAUAUUUUUUUACGUGAGAUAUUGAUUAUGUUUAUAAGAAUUAACUCUUUAAGCCGCCUG